Molecule: messenger RNA, 1824 nt
Organism: Euleptes europaea (tarantolino)
Lineage: Eukaryota; Metazoa; Chordata; Lepidosauria; Squamata; Sphaerodactylidae
Gene: SLC16A2
Product: solute carrier family 16 member 2
Exons: 9
Coding region: 1-1803 (600 amino acids)
Biological process (GO): transmembrane transport
Molecular function (GO): monocarboxylic acid transmembrane transporter activity; thyroid hormone transmembrane transporter activity
Source: RefSeq, a predicted model, not a curated record
AUGGUCCCCAUCACCGUGGCACCCCCAAGCAACCACUUGUGUCACUUGCGCAGUGAACCGGCUGGUUCCUUUGCUGUCCAUCAAGCCAGGAACAACAAGUGCCCAGCUGCAGCAGGGCUCUGCCGCCACGGAUGGGCCUGCCAGAGGUUCCCGGACUAUGCCACCAUCGUGGACGGGCCCAGAGCAGCUUCGGAGCCCCCGCAAGGCAGCCGCCCCUUCUCUUCGACGGGCCGGGCAGCCUGUGCCAUUGCUCCCGAUGGGCUCGCUUGUCAUUCGUCGCAGUACAUCCCGGGAAGGCAACCCUGGCGGGGCGGCGCGGCUCCGCCCGGCGUCGGCGGCAGGCUUUUCCGCCCCGGGGGCAGCGCCCCCGGGGCGGAAAAGCCUGCCGCCGACGCCGGGCGGAGCCGCGCCGCCCCGCCAGGGUUGCCCGCGGGGGGCUUCACGCCGCCCGAGGGGGGCUUCGGCUGGGUGGUGGUGCUGGCCGCCACCUGGUGCAACGGCUCCAUCUUCGGCAUCCACAACUCCUUCGGGAUGCUCUACGUCCUGCUGCAGGAGGAGGUGGCCGGCGGCGCCCAGGACCCCGCGCUCGAGUUCAAGACAGCCUGGGUUGGAUCUUUGGGCAUGGGGAUGAUCUUCUUCUGCUCUCCCAUUGUGAGCAUCUUCACUGACCGGAUCGGCUGCAGGACGACGGCUGCCUCUGGAGCAGCUAUUGCAUUCAUCGGACUCUUCUCCAGCUCUUUCACAAAGUCCCUUGAAGUCCGCUAUUUCACAUAUGGGGUUCUUUUUGGAUGCGGCAGCUCCUUUGCUUUCCAGCCCUCUUUGGUCAUCCUCGGCCACUACUUCAAACGGCGCCUGGGUCUGGCUAAUGGCUUGGUGACUGCCGGCAGCUGCCUCUUCUCCAUGGGCCUCCCAUUCCUCUUGAAGAUCAUUGGCCGAUCCAUUGGGCUGGCACACACCUUCCAAGUCCUCAGCGCCUUCAUGCUCGUCCAGAUCUUCUUGUCUUUGACUUUCCGUCCCAUGUUCCCUUCGACCUCUGACCCUCACGAUGUGGAGCAUGUGAAACUGGACAGCCGAAGCUGGAGGCAUCAGUGCGCAUCUCAGAUGCGGAAGUAUUUCAGCAUGAAGGUCUUCAGGAAGAAGUCUUACCGGAUAUGGGCUUUUGGGAUUGCAACUGCCGUUCUGGGGUACUUUGUACCUUACAUGCAUCUGGUAAAAUAUGUGGAAGAGGAGUUCAAAGAAACAGAAAAAGGGUGGAUUGUGCUGGUUUGCAUGGGAGCCACAUCAGGGGUUGGACGCUUGGCUUCGGGACCAAUCGGUGACCUGAUCCAUGGGUUGAAUAAGAUUUACUUACAGGUGGCCUCCUUCGUCCUCUUGGGCCUGAUGUGCAUGAUGAUCCCACAGUGCCGCGAGUUCUGGGGGGUCCUUGUCGUCUGCCUCUUCCUUGGACUUUGCGAUGGACUCUUCAUCACCAUCAUGGCCCCGAUCGCCUUUGAGCUGGUUGGGCCCAUGCAAGCUUCUCAGGCCAUUGGGUAUCUUCUGGGAUUGAUGGCCAUCCCCAUGACAGCCGGUCCCCCUAUUGCAGGAUUACUCCAUGACCGUUUUGGGAAUUACCACCUUGCCUUUUAUUUUGCUGGCGUUCCACCAAUAGUUGGGGGUCUAGUUCUGGCUGUGGUUCCGGUGAUCCAUCAAAGAAAGUUCAGGAAGCAGCAGCUGGAGUGUGGGAAAGACAAGAUGUUGGUUUCAGAGACUGCGAUGAACGGAGAGCUCCUUCCAGGUUCCCCAGCCAUGGAGGCGCACAUCUAAAGCCAUCUGUAAGAUCUCCCG